Messenger RNA from Rattus norvegicus (Norway rat), 1737 nucleotides. It is a transcript of the gene Gabrg1, whose product is annotated as gamma-aminobutyric acid type A receptor subunit gamma 1. The transcript is spliced from 9 exons. The coding region runs from base 100 to 1497 and encodes 465 amino acids. The record is from RefSeq and is marked provisional. Gene Ontology annotation, biological process: chloride transport; gamma-aminobutyric acid signaling pathway; monoatomic ion transmembrane transport. Gene Ontology annotation, cellular component: membrane; postsynaptic membrane; plasma membrane. Lineage: Eukaryota; Metazoa; Chordata; Mammalia; Rodentia; Muridae. Gene Ontology annotation, molecular function: monoatomic ion channel activity; transmembrane signaling receptor activity; GABA-A receptor activity.
CUAUGCACAUUCCUUGUACUCACUGUGCUGCUGCUGAGGUGUGAGGCAAACUCCGCUUGGGAACUGAGCUAGUGGAGAAAGGAUCUUAAAAGCGACCUGAUGGGUUCUGGGAAAGUCUUCCUUUUCUCUCCUUCCCUCCUGUGGAGUCAAACUAGAGGAGUGAGGUUGAUAUUCUUGUUACUAACCCUGCAUCUGGGAAACUGCAUUGAUAAAGCAGAUGAUGAAGAUGAUGAAGAUUUAACUAUGAACAAAACAUGGGUCUUGGCACCUAAAAUUCAUGAAGGAGAUAUCACACAGAUUCUCAACUCUUUACUUCAAGGCUAUGAUAACAAACUUCGUCCAGAUAUAGGCGUGAGACCCACAGUAAUUGAAACUGAUGUUUAUGUAAACAGCAUUGGACCUGUUGAUCCCAUAAACAUGGAGUACACGAUAGACAUCAUUUUUGCCCAGACCUGGUUUGAUAGCCGUUUAAAGUUCAACAGCACCAUGAAAGUCCUUAUGCUUAACAGCAACAUGGUGGGAAAAAUUUGGAUCCCUGACACGUUCUUCAGGAACUCAAGGAAAUCUGAUGCGCACUGGAUAACAACGCCCAAUCGCCUGCUGCGGAUAUGGAGUGAUGGAAGGGUUCUCUACACUCUGAGAUUAACAAUUAAUGCAGAAUGCUACCUUCAACUCCAUAACUUUCCUAUGGAUGAACAUUCCUGUCCACUGGAAUUUUCAAGCUAUGGAUACCCUAAAAAUGAAAUUGAGUACAAGUGGAAAAAGCCGUCAGUGGAAGUGGCUGAUCCUAAGUACUGGAGAUUGUAUCAGUUUGCCUUUGUAGGGUUAAGAAAUUCAACCGAAAUCUCUCACACAAUCUCCGGAGAUUAUAUUAUCAUGACUAUCUUUUUUGACCUGAGCAGACGGAUGGGCUAUUUCACAAUUCAGACCUACAUUCCGUGCAUUCUAACAGUUGUUCUUUCCUGGGUGUCUUUUUGGAUCAACAAAGAUGCUGUACCUGCUAGAACAUCCCUGGGUAUCACUACGGUUUUGACUAUGACAACCCUCAGUACAAUCGCUAGAAAAUCUUUACCUAAGGUUUCUUACGUGACAGCAAUGGAUCUCUUUGUCUCUGUGUGUUUCAUUUUUGUGUUUGCAGCACUCAUGGAGUAUGGAACCUUGCAUUAUUUUACUAGUAACAAUAAAGGAAAAACCACCAGAGACAGGAAGCUGAAAAGCAAAACUUCGGUAUCCCCAGGUCUCCAUGCUGGAUCUACUCUGAUUCCCAUGAACAACAUUUCUAUGCCUCAAGGGGAAGAUGAUUAUGGUUACCAGUGCUUGGAGGGCAAAGACUGUGCUACCUUUUUCUGUUGCUUUGAAGACUGCAGAACUGGGUCCUGGAGAGAAGGGCGAAUACACAUACGCAUUGCCAAAAUCGACUCCUACUCCAGGAUCUUUUUCCCAACAGCUUUUGCCUUGUUCAAUCUGGUUUACUGGGUUGGAUAUCUAUACUUAUAAGUUCUGCCAAUAGAUAAAAAAAUUCAUAAAAAUCUGGCUUAGUCCAAUAUAAUCACUUGCAUUUCAUAACAGGAAGUUAGAAUUUAAAAUGAAAGUCUACCAGUUAAAAUCUGAAUCAUUUGGUCAUAUGAUUAAGGCUUUCAUAAAUAAAUAAGAAAGAAUUAUUCAGGUUAAUUUACCUAACUAAACAUGAAAUUCAUUGUCCAAUAUAGCACAUUUAAAUCAUAAACUUAUAUUUUU